AUGCGCCGACCUACCAGGGCUUCCUGUAGUCAACAACCGCAGACAACAGACUUACUGAUGCAUCCUGACCACAUGUGGAGGAGGCUCUUUGUUGGUGGAGCAGCUGACGAACUCGAAAAACUGCAUGGAUUUCGCCCCGGCGGAUAUUAUCCUCUCCAUCUCCAAGAUGAGCUUCACAACGGCCAGUAUCGAAUCAUCCACAAGCUCGGCCAUGGCGGCCUUGCGACCGUAUGGCUCUGCGAGGACCGGCAUGCCGAAAUCCCCACUUAUGUGGCUAUCAAGAUUCAUGUCGCCAGGGAGGAAGCAGACCAAAAUGCCGAUCUCCUACUAGCAACUACCCUCAAAGAGAAGUGCUUAGACACGGCUGCCGCCGUCGGACGGAACUUUUGCCUUCCUCAAGAGCACUUUGUAAGCCAGAGCCCGAACGGACAGCACCUUUGUUUUGUCCUGCCUGUGCUCGGGCCGACGGUGCGGCAUGUAAGAGAAGUAUUCGGCUCUGGGGAAAGCUCGUCCAAGACCAUACAGGACAUUUCGCGACAGGUGGUAGAAGCUUUAGGGAUGUUGCACAGAAACGGUAUUUGCCACGGAGAUUUUCGGCCCUCCAAUAUUCUUUUAGGCUUAAAGAGCCUUGACGGCCUGAGCGUAAAUGAGGUGUUUGAAUGUCUUGAAGAGCCAGAAACGAUUAAUAUUCAUGUGCGCAAUGAUAACCACCUGCCUCCCAAAAUCCCCCACGCCCCCAAAUACCUCGUCUUUCCAGUCGAGUACAGAUAUGUCGAUUUUGAAUGCAUAUUCCCGGAGGCACAUAUCAUUGACUUCGGUCAAGCAUUCUAUACGUCAAAUCCACCCAGCAGCUAUGGCAUUCCAGUCAACUACGCAGCACCCGAGGUUUUCUUUGACAAGCGCGGCACUCUAGCUAUGGACAUGUGGUCUCUUGGCUGUACGCUGUACGAGAUGCGGGUAGGACAGCGGCUAUUUGACGUAUUCCAGUUGGUUGGCAUCCACAAACAGAACUAUGUGGAUGAGAUUGCCUCCCUCCUCGGGGAACCUCCUGAGCCGUGGGUAGAAUUCUUCGAACCGGACGACGAAGAUGACACAGACACUUCCCCAGCCCAUCCAUACACGCAAGAAAAACGCACUCAUUUGAUACAUGACAAACUUGUGAGCUGUCACGACUGUACUAAGCGGGACUGUGACCAUCCGCAAUUCCAGCACAUUUCAGAGCCCGAGGCUGCAGCUCUGGCCGAUCUUCUGGAGAAGUUACUGAGAUACCGGGCAGAAGAACGGCUUACAGUGCAACAGGUGUUGGGGCAUCCGUGGUUUAACACAAGCUACUAG
Molecule: messenger RNA, 1335 nt
Organism: Neoarthrinium moseri
Lineage: Eukaryota; Fungi; Ascomycota; Sordariomycetes; Amphisphaeriales; Apiosporaceae
Exons: 2
Coding region: 1-1335 (444 amino acids)
Biological process (GO): protein phosphorylation
Molecular function (GO): protein kinase activity; ATP binding
Source: RefSeq, a predicted model, not a curated record